AUGGAGGCAGCAGGUCUAGCUUCGAGUAUACUGACGUUCAUUGACAUGUCUUACAAGAUAGCCAAGGGAACCUACGAGAUUUACCAGUCUGCGACUGGGGUCACUGCCGAGAACGCCCAUGUCAGCAAUGUCAUCACCGACCUGGAAGAGGCCGCCGCCGGACUGGGUACAGCUUCCAAAGGACAUCACGCCGAUUUCAAGGCCGCGAUCGUUGGUGCGCGGAAACAGAAAGAUAUCGCUUCGAUUGAGAGGGGGCUGGACCAGUAUCGACAACAGAUCAUCCUCCAUCUUACACUCAACAUUCACCGAGAUCAAUCGCCAAGCAAAGCCCAACUCGACCGAAUACGAGACGACAGCAGUCACCUCGCAAAUGACCAGCACUCCAGCGUGAGAGAAACCCUGGCAAAUUGCGCCAACGGACGAAAACUCGUUCUCGUCACCACAUUCUUCUGGAGUUCUGGCGACCCUUUGCAGAAAUCUCUGGAAAGAUUCUACCGCACCGUGCUCUUUCACACGUUGAGGCAGUGUCCCGAAUUGCUCGAAACAAUCAUCCCGACUCUGGUCGGCACAGCCGUCUCCCCUCUGUCGGCAGCCAUGUCAUUGUCUGAGUUGAAGGCCGCCUUCAGUCGAAUGCAGUUGCUCGAGAACGCCGCAAGCUACCUCUUCUUCUACUUUAUUGAUGGACUCGAUGAAUAUGAGGGAGACUCUCUCAAUCACAAGCAUCUUGCAGAGAUGCUAAGAAAAUGGGCUCGGGCUGAUAACGUCAAGGUGAUAUGCUCUGCCCGGCCAUCCGCGGUCACUCUCGCAAUUUUGGGCGCCAGCAACACGUUCUUUGAGCUCCACGACUUGACAAAGGCCGACAUAUAUGCCUUUGCCAAAACUCAAUUCGAAGAGCAUUUAAGAGAGCCUGCUUUCGUAACAGGUCAGGCAGCAUGUCUGGGCAUGCUUCAGACGAUAGCGGAACGCGCCGAUGGCGUCUUCCUCUGGGCCAGCCUUGUCGUCAGGACUUUGUUGAACGCGGUUCUGGAAACACGAAGACGAGUUUUGUAUCCGUAG
Messenger RNA from Colletotrichum phormii, 1056 nucleotides. RefSeq lists its product as uncharacterized. The transcript has 4 exons. Bases 1 to 1056 code for a protein of 351 amino acids. The record is from RefSeq and is a predicted model, not a curated record. Lineage: Eukaryota; Fungi; Ascomycota; Sordariomycetes; Glomerellales; Glomerellaceae.